AUGUCGGUGAUACGGUCCGGAAUAGGCGGGGUUAGUCCAACAAGUAGUACUACUACGUCUGCUCUUCAAUCUACGGUAUCUAAUGAAUGGCUUGUCGCCGUUGCUUUGAUAUUGUUCAUCAUACUGCUAGUGGUGAUCACCCUGCAGUGCCGACGACGACGAAAUGGUCUAGUUCGCAGUAAUCGGGCAUACAAUAUAAGGAAAAGUUUAAAUAUGGAGCAAAAUGAUGGCGAAGAUGAGGACGACUUACUGAUAGGGUCACUUUAUUCCUAA
This is a messenger RNA of Loa loa (African eye worm), 273 nucleotides long. RefSeq lists its product as hypothetical. The transcript has a single exon. The coding region runs from base 1 to 273 and encodes 90 amino acids. The record is from RefSeq and is a predicted model, not a curated record. Lineage: Eukaryota; Metazoa; Nematoda; Chromadorea; Rhabditida; Onchocercidae.